GUGGUCUACUCUCUCCACAACAUGUUGCGCUUCCUGGUGUUUGCUUCCCUGGUCCUGUGUGGACACAGUACCGAGGACGUUCCAGAAACUAACGCCCGCGUGGUUGGAGGGACUGAAGCCCGGAGGAACUCUUGGCCGUCUCAGAUUUCCCUCCAGUACCAGUCCGGAGGAUCAUGGUACCACACCUGUGGCGGGACCCUCAUCCGACGCAACUGGGUGAUGACUGCUGCUCACUGUGUGGACAGCCCCAUGACUUAUCGAGUGGUCGUCGGAGAUCACAACCUGAGCCAGAAUGACGGCACUGAGCAGUAUGUGAGCGUGCAGAAGAUCGUGUCACACCCCUACUGGAACAAGAACAACGUGGUUGCAGGCUAUGACAUCGCCCUGCUGCGCUUGGCCCAGAGUGUUACACUCAAUAACUAUGUCCAGCUGGGUGUUCUGCCCCAGGAGGGAACCAUCCUGGCUAACAACUCGCCCUGCUACAUCACAGGCUGGGGAAGAACCAGAACCAAUGGGCAGCUGUCCCAGACCCUGCAGCAGGCAUACCUGCCCAGCGUGGACUAUAGCAUCUGCUCCAGCUCCUCUUACUGGGGCUCCUCUGUGAAGAACACCAUGGUGUGUGCUGGUGGAGACGGAGUCCGCUCUGGAUGCCAGGGUGAUUCUGGGGGACCCCUCCACUGCAUGGUGAACGGCCAGUACGCUGUCCACGGAGUGACCAGCUUUGUGUCCAGCAUGGGUUGUAAUGUCUCCAGGAAGCCCACCGUCUUCACCCGUGUCUCUGCUUAUAUUUCCUGGAUGAAUAAUGUCAUUGCCUCCAACUGAACAUCUUCCCAAGUCCAGUGGCCUCCCCAAGAUGGUUCUUAGCUUUGCAAUGAGACCUGAAGUAAGCAAGGAGUUAGGGCUGGGAUUAUCGCUCGGUGGCUGGCCGGGCACUUGUCUAAUAUGUGCAAAGCCUUGGGCUCCAUCCCUAAUACUGCAACAGGGGCAGGGGGUGCUGCUGGUGUCUUGGAUCUCCAGUAUCUGGGGCAAAGGUGGGGGGUAAUGAAAAACAACUCAGAUUACUGAACCAGAUACAGAAAGGCAAAUAAAACUCAACGUGUUAUCAUAC
Mus pahari (shrew mouse) is the source of this 1108-nucleotide messenger RNA. RefSeq names its product chymotrypsin like elastase 1 (gene Cela1). The transcript has 8 exons. Gene Ontology annotation, biological process: proteolysis. Gene Ontology annotation, molecular function: serine-type endopeptidase activity. Bases 22 to 822 code for a protein of 266 amino acids. NCBI's taxonomy places the organism in Eukaryota, Metazoa, Chordata, Mammalia, Rodentia, Muridae. The record is from RefSeq and is a predicted model, not a curated record.